Molecule: messenger RNA, 939 nt
Organism: Python bivittatus (Burmese python)
Lineage: Eukaryota; Metazoa; Chordata; Lepidosauria; Squamata; Pythonidae
Gene: ARRDC5
Product: arrestin domain containing 5
Biological process (GO): protein transport
Cellular component (GO): endosome; plasma membrane; cytoplasm
Source: RefSeq, a predicted model, not a curated record
AUGUCGGUGGUGAAGUCUAUUGAGCUGGUGAUACCAAAGGAGGUGUACGUGGCUGGCUCCACCGUGGUCGGGCAGCUGAUUCUCAGCCUUCACAGCACGCUGGUGGACCCUCUACUGAAGGUGGAACUGAUUGGGAGAGGCUACCUGGAGUGGACAGAGGAAGCCAACAUGGAGAAGGACUACAUCCAGCCUGGCAGCUGCGUGAACAAGGCGGACUAUGUUCACAAGACGAAAACCUUCAAGAUCGAACGGGGCUGGCUGGGCCCGGGUGUGCACACAUUCGACUUCGACUUUGUCUUACCUCCCAGUAUCCCAUCCACUUUCACCAGCCGAGUCGGGCGAAUUUCCUACUUCCUCCAAGCUCUUUGUGCUACAAGGGAGCUCAUCCUUGGCAAGCAGAAGAAGUAUAUCCUGGUUCAAGGGAUCUCCCUCCACAGACAGGACACGGUGGAGUCCAAGUACCCCUUGACGGUAGAAGUCCAGAAGGUUGUUUCUUACAACUGUUGUGUCAGGAGCGCCCCCAUCACCUUGCGCAUGUCGCUGAGCAAGAGCAUCUACAUGCCGGGCGACAACAUCAACUUCACGACAGACAUCACCAACCUGACAGGGAAGUCCAUCCGGAAGGUGGUCUUCACCCUCCACUCGGUGGUCCUGUACAAAGCUUUCAACUUCCGGGCCGAGAGACGGACGUUGGAGCAACACGAAGAAAUGAUGCGGCUGGAGUCGAACAUUGAAAGAGGGCCCUGUGAGUUCACCAAGAUUCACAGCACCCUCUGCUUACCCAAAGUGAUGCCAGUCACCAGCAGUCACAAAUCGGAUGACAUUAUGGAGAUUGGCUACGAGCUGAUGGGGAUUGUCCACUUCCCCUGGUGCCUCCACACCGUGAUGGCCAAGAUCCCCAUCGUCAUAAGAAACGAAGCCACAGACUUUCCACAAUAA